UCGGCUGCAGGCGCCGGGCCGCGGGCGGGCCCUCGCUCCUCGGGGUGCCGGGCGGCCGUGGCGCCUCCGCAGGGGAGAGCGGGGCCGGGCCGGGUCAGGCCCGGGGCCGGGCGCUGCCGCCGCCCCCCGGGGCGCAGGGGUAAGCGAGAUCCUGGUGAGCUCGGGCAGCGCAGCGGAGCCGCCCCGGCCCGAGCAGCUGCCGCCGGAGGGCCCGGGGCUCGGCGCCGCUCCGAGCCGCCCGCCGGGCCUCGCGGGACCCGCGGCCGCACCGAUGACCCCCCCGGGGCGGCCCGGCGCGGCAGGCUGGGGCCGGCCCCUGGAAAGCAGCCUGCUGUGUAUCUGGAGGGCCCAGAAAUGCCAUGCAGUGCACUGACGAGGAUAAUCGGAGAGAGCAUCAGCUCCAAGGACUGGGUGAACCAGCAGAAUGAGGAGUCAUAGCAGACAUAGCAGACACGUUUCUGAGACUUCUUCACAGGGACUGAAGUGGUUGGGAGGAGAGGAAUAAAAGGGACAGCAGUAACCACUACAGCAGUCUGGACAACCCAGAAUAGCCAUGGGGCAGGUGGACUAGAUCCACAGUGGUGGAAAGACUUGCAAAUUUCAGGUCCAGGAAAGGAACACAGAGAAGACCUACAUGGACAGGGACUUUGGGUUGAUGUACAAGGAGGGAAUGAAUUGGCUUCUCUCUGAGAGAUCUUUCUCUUUAGGAAGGAAGACAGGGGAAUAAUGCAGUUUAUUUUGAUUUUGUUUUGGGGAUUUGGGGGUUGUUUUUUUUUUCUGUGUUUAUUUUCCAGAACACCUGAGAGUUACCCUGCAUUCACACAGUUCAAGAAGGGAAGGGCUCAGGAAAAAAAUCCUUUCUGGCUACCAAGUUGAUACACCACCAUAUCCUAGCAGUCGUAACUGCCCCUGGUGCCCAGUCCCACAGGGCUGCCCCUCACCUCCACAGCUGCUCACCUGGCAUCCCACUCAUGUACAAGAUUAUGGAGAGGAGAACUGGAAUGAAAAGCAGAGGCAUUUGUAUGAUCUUUCACUGUCCUUCGUAUCUAGCUGAUUGUAAAACACAGUGACUCAUUUUGGUGUUGUGGUCAGCCUGCAGCCCUUUUUGUAUUUAAUAAAGCAACUUCUGGAGAAGAGUCUGUGAGUUCAAUAUUGAGCAUAACAUCCCUUGCUGAUAGCAAUGGUCCUGAAGCUGUUGUCUUUCUGACUUUCCAAGCCAAUGUCAGUGGUGUGGGGGUGUCUAUAUAUGAGCUUGUGUGUGCAGAAACAAUAAAAGUAUAACCAUGUACCUAUCAAAUAUGGAAGCUCUGAAGCUUCAUCAAAGUAGGACUUAGUACAUCAGUAGUUGAACUGGACACUUCCCUUAGUUCUUCUUUUGGAGACAAAAUUAGUUUAAUAUGCAAAAAUUUAUGUAUAAGCUAAAGAUGGCAUUUUUUUUAAAGUUUGUCUUUCCCAGUCCCAUUAUGCCUUUUAGAUACAGGCUGGUGAAGAAGGCACAGGAUGUGGUCUGGUUCACAGCCUGCACUUCUGGCUGAGCUGAUGGUUCUCUGCACUGUGCUGAGGCAACACCAGCUUGGCCUGGCAUGUUGGACAGAGGCCACUGGCAGACAUCAUCACUCUUGGUUGUGGUGACUGAUGCUGGCAUUGCUGAUGAGAGAAGUUCCCUCCUCAGUCAUCUCAUAGGAAGGUCUCAGCCCUUAAAAUCCUGCAGACUGUGCAUAGUCUGUGUAUGUGAGCAGUAACUUUCCUGCCCUCAGACUCAGGCUGCUGCUCAGUGGAAUUGUAGCCGUCUGGAGGGGAAGAGGGGAGAAAACAAAACACCUCACUGCUUCCACCAGCAGGUGCAGGGGUGUUUGGCAGUCCUUUUCUCUAACAGUCACAGUUAGCACGUCUCCAACAGCAGUUUUACAUCUGCCCCAUCUUCUGCAGGUUUUCUCAUUUCGCCACGCUUGGUUUUCUUGCAAGACUUUUCUGGUCUCGGCUUUUUCCUCUGCUUCUUGGAGAGGCACUGUGAUUCUGCAGUGUCUGCUGUUUGUUCCUCACCAAUGUGAGGUUGUGGUCCAGACAUAAAAGCAGCAUUUCAGGUCAUGAAAACCAUUCUGAUGGGGGAGUACAUGUGUCCCAGCAGUCAUGAUGGCACCUGCUGCUUUCAGUGACAGUAGAUUUAGAGGGUUCCUCAGCAACCCUCCUCAGCCUGGAUUGAGUUCUCAAGGCUUCUCUACAGAAACCUCUUCUCACGUUUCUGAAACAGAAUGAUAAGUGCCUUCAGAUGCUGUAGGAAACCUCUGUGGGGAUAUUGGGAACUAAAACUCUCCCACACUGUCUGUGAAACUUCAGAAGGUCUUUGAAAUCUUAAAUUCCUGCUUUUUAAAGCACUGCCCAAAAUUGCAAGGCAAGCACCAGAAAGGCAGUGUGGGUGCAAAUGUGGGACCAAGGUGGCUGGAAGGUGUAGCAUGUGGGAGUGGACCUGUCCUUCUAACAGGACUGGUGCCCUCUCAACAGGUUGAGAAUUCAGUCCCCUGGUUAUACUGAUGCCAGUUGUGGCUCUAUUCUAAAAGGUACAAUUUUGUUCUGAAAGCUUUUGUUUUAUGUGAGAAAUGCACUGCAUCUUCCUGAGCAUUUUUGCAUUUAUCCUUUGCAUGGCUCUUGAGAACUUAGAAAUCAGUUGAUACAUUGAAUCUAAAAGCUAGCCCGCUGGGAACUUCAGCACCUUGUCCCAAGUGCUCCCAGCUCUUUAAAUGAGGCAAGACAUGAUUAUACCUGGAAUAAAGUAAUUAGUUUGAUUUAAUAUGAAAAUUAAUGUUUGCCCUUUAUUGUUAUUCUUUGGAACCCAAGGUUCUUCUCAGCAGGGACUGCUGUGAGGAGUUUUCUUUCAGACAAGCACAGAUAAUUGCCUUCUUUCAGUGUGUUUGCCUUCUACUGAGUUGAGGUGCUAGUGACCAGUGUCUUUCAGUAGACCAGGCUGUAAGCUCUCCUCAACGAGCUUCUCAGCUCACUUCUUCAGCAGCAAAGCCAGUUAUUUGUCAUGUAAGCGGGAGAGCAGCAGCUCUGAGCACAGGCACCUUCUUGUGAGCAGGUUGUCCUCAGCCCUCCUGGGACAGAAGGUGGUGACAGAGCAUGCCAAGGAUAAACCCUGGUUUUAGCAUCACUGUGGAGAGCAGUUGAAGUGCCAGGCACCUGGGGAGGUGUUAUUUUUGUGCAAGUUGCCUGUUAUAGCAGGGAAUAGGACUUAGUGAUUUAGAAGAGCCCUAGAGCACCAUGCCUGCUGUGGGAUACUGUCACAGUUCUUCAGUGGCCUCCUCUCCACCCAGAGCUGUGCUGUGGCUCUGCUGGCAGGUAUCUUGGUAGCAGAGACAGCCACCUGGCUAUUUGUAGCAGAUACGUGGGUACUUAAACACUUUCUGAGAGGUGAGCUCAGCGGUCCUGCAGGGUGCAGGUGGGUGGCCCCACACCAGUUGGGUAUUUGGCAAGCCUUGGUGGUGAGAGCAAUGGAAUGGCACCAGUCUGACUCUUUGUCCUUGUGGCUGCCAGGGGAGCAAGUCUUUGCAGGGCUGGAGGAGCAAGCCCGCCAAGCCAUGAUGAAAACCAACUUCCCUGGAGCUCUCGGGAACCAAAGGCCAGCCAUUCAUCCGCUGCAAGACCCUGACUCCAGCAGCAGUGGCAGUGAAGAUGAGGAAACCACCCAGGAUGAGGUUUCUUCUCAUACAUCUGAGGAGGAUGGAUCAAUGGUGAAAGUGAAGAAAGAACUGGAGAAUGCAGAACAGCCUGUGGCUGGAGCCCCCCUGAGGAGAGAGAAUGAGGUCCCUGAGAGUUUGAAUGCUGACCCACUGCUGGGACUGUCACAGUGCCCCCUCUGCCAGCUGGAGUGUGGAAGCAGAGACCAGGUCAUUGCUCACGUGUACCAGCACACUGCAGCCGUGGUGAGUGCCAAGAGCUACAUGUGUCCUGUGUGUGGCAGAGCCCUCAGCUCACCCGGAUCCCUCGGGCGACAUCUCCUCAUCCACUCAGAGGACCAGCUGUCAAACUGUGCAGUCUGCGGAGCUCGCUUCACCAGCCACGCCACGUUCAACAGCGAGAAGCUGCCCGAGGUGCUCAGCGCAGACCGGCUGUCGGCCCCGCAGAGCCAGGGCCCCUCGGGCGGGGAGGGGCAGGACUCCGCGUUCCACAGCGCCGUGUACCCCGCCGGCAUCCUGCUGGUCUGCAACAACUGCGCUGCCUGCCGCCGGCUGCUGGCGGCCCCGGGCCCCGCCGGGCGCGGGUGGGCGCUGCGGCGGCAGAACGAGCCGCUGGCGGUGCGGCUGCAGCGCCUGGAGCGGGAGCGCGCGGCCAAGAAGAGCCGGCGGGACAACGAGACGCCGCAGGAGCGGGAGGUGCGGCGGAUGCGGGACCGAGAAGCCAAGCGGCUGCAGCGCCUGCAGGAGACGGACGAGCAGCGGGCGCGGCGGCUGCAGCGGGACCGCGAGGCCAUGCGGCUGAAACGCGCCAACGAGACCCCGGAGAAGAGGCAGGCGCGGCUGAUCCGGGAGCGCGAGGCCAAGAGGCUCAAGCGGCGCCUGGAGAAAAUGGACAUGAUGCUCCGGGCACAGUUUGGCCAGGACCCCUCGGCCAUGGCCGCUCUGGCAGCUGAAAUGAACUUUUUCCAGCUGCCAGUGAGCAACGCAGAGCUGGAGAGCCAGCUGCUGGGCAAAAUGGCCUUUGAGGAGCAGAGCAGCAGCGCCCUGCACUGAGCCCGCGCCCCCGGCUGCUGGAGGCCUGGAGACCUCCCUGACCGGCCGCUCCCGUUUUCUCCUGGACAGAGCAGAACGGAGCCCAGGUGUCCUGCAAAGUAGCCGUGGUGGGAGCAGAUUCGGAGGAUACGGGCUGCUCUCGGGGCCAAGUCACAGCCUGUGAACAGAGGAAAAAUAAAUUAGUGCUCACGUUUA
This is a messenger RNA of Apus apus (common swift), 4922 nucleotides long. RefSeq names its product zinc finger protein 821 (gene ZNF821). Gene Ontology annotation, biological process: regulation of transcription by RNA polymerase II. Gene Ontology annotation, cellular component: nucleus. Gene Ontology annotation, molecular function: DNA-binding transcription factor activity, RNA polymerase II-specific; RNA polymerase II cis-regulatory region sequence-specific DNA binding. The record is from RefSeq and is a predicted model, not a curated record. The transcript is spliced from 8 exons. Lineage: Eukaryota; Metazoa; Chordata; Aves; Apodiformes; Apodidae. Bases 3489 to 4727 code for a protein of 412 amino acids.